Durotheca rogersii is the source of this 2373-nucleotide messenger RNA. Its product is annotated as amino-acid permease inda1. The transcript has 5 exons. Gene Ontology annotation, cellular component: membrane. Gene Ontology annotation, molecular function: amino acid transmembrane transporter activity. The record is from RefSeq and is a predicted model, not a curated record. Gene Ontology annotation, biological process: amino acid transmembrane transport. Lineage: Eukaryota; Fungi; Ascomycota; Sordariomycetes; Xylariales; Xylariaceae. Bases 646 to 2373 code for a protein of 575 amino acids.
GGCAUGGUACCUAGGCAUAUAGGGUAGGGUACGUACGUGUAGACGCGGUAGGCAACCUUAGGUAGGUACCUAACCUAGGUACCUAGACAGGCAUGUACCAGUCUGUAGAUAGCCACGAGUUCCCUGUUCUAUGCGAUUCGGCGUCGCUGGCCCUAUCAGCACCCCUGUAUUUGCGACGGGAAGGGCGAGAACUGGUACCAUGCCACUACGUCCCCCAUCCCCAUCCUCAUCCAUCCCCCCAUCCAAGACGCGACCUUCAUCCCGCUGUUCAUUCGGCUUGGUCCCCGUAACUAUGCCAUGCCAGUAGGAUGUAUGUGUACCCUCGCCGCAGGAUCGAGGUCGUGGUUGCUAUUCGACCUUAAUAAAUAAAGAGUCCGUCGCGCCCGCGCAACCCUCUCGCCGUGAUACUAUUCCGCUCUCUUCUUUUAUCCUUUCCUUCCCCCCCUCCUCCCCCUCCAUCCCAGGCCUCGUCUGCGUCGAGUGGUGGCCGUUCGCCAAAAUUCACUUCUUCCCGCCCCCCCUCCAUUCCUCUCUCCCUUUCCUCCUUCGGAAAGGAGGAACAUCGCAACAACAUCGCCCGUUGCUGUCGGUGCCGUAGUGAUAGCGUCCAAUCUACCACCGAUUUGACGGCUCCCAUCCGCCACCAUGGGUUCUCCCGAUCUCGCCGCCAGCAGCGGCAGCAACAAUGAGGAGAAGGAAGUGCCCCCGCCGACCUACUCGCCCCAGGUCGUCGGCCAGGUGCACCAGGGCGCGGUCCGAUCCGACAACUGGGCUACCCGCAAUGGUCUGAACCUCGAAUCCUUCAAGAUGCGCGACUACGGUCGCGGCAUCGUCGAGCUCGAUCGAAGCAUGAAACCGAGGCAUCUACACAUGAUCGCUAUCGGAGGGUCUAUCGGCGCCGGCUUCUUCGUCGGUUCGGGCAGGGCUCUGUCCACUGGUGGUCCCGCAUCUCUGUUUCUCGACUUCCUUAUUAUCGGUAUAAUGAUGUUCAACGUCGUCUAUGCUCUCGGUGAAUUGGCUGUUAUGUUCCCUGUCUCUGGCGGUUUCUACACCUAUGCCACUCGUUUCAUCGACCCCUCGUGGGGUUUCGCUAUGGGUUGGAACUAUGUGCUGCAAUGGGCCGUCGUCGUUCCGCUAGAACUCACCGUCUGCGCUAUCUCGAUCGACUACUGGAACCCGACCAUCAGCCACGGCGUCUGGAUCACCGUAUUUUACGUCUUCCUCAUCGCGGUUAACAUCUUCGGUACUCUCGGAUAUGCUGAGGAGGAAUUCUGGUCGUCGAUCCUGAAGCUCUCGGCUACCGUCGUUUUCAUGUUCAUCGCGUUGGUUUGUGUCCUCGGUGGCGGUCCCGAGAGAGGCUCGUACAGCGAGUACUGGGGCGCGCGCCUCUGGUACGAGCCCGGCGCGUUCCGAAAUGGCUUCCGAGGCUUCUGCGCCGUCUUCGUCACUGCUGCCUUCUCAUUCAGCGGAACUGAGCUGGUCGGUCUCGCUGCCGCCGAGUCCAAGAACCCCGCCAAGGCCCUCCCGGGUGCUAUCAAGCAGGUCUUCUGGCGGAUCACCCUAUUCUAUCUCAUUGGUCUGACCUUCGUCGGCCUGUUGAUCUCUAGCGACGAUAACAACUUGCUGAACCCGGAAUCUGGAAACGAUGUCGCGGCUUCGCCUUUCGUCUUGGUCGGGCAAUACGCCGGUCUCGAUGGAUUUGACCACUUCAUGAACUUCAUCAUCCUCGUCUCGGUCGUGUCGAUCGGCGUGUCGGGCGUUUAUGGUGGCAGCCGUACCCUCACGGCUCUCGCUCAGCAAGGGUACGCCCCCAAGGUUUUCACCUACGUCGACCGCAGUGGCCGCCCUCUGUUUUCCGUCGCUCUCCUCCUCCUCUUCGGGGGCAUUGCCUACAUCGAUUUGGCAUCCGACGGCGCAACCGUCUUCGACUGGCUCAGCGCCCUGUCUGGCCUCGCUGCUCUCUUCACUUGGGGCUCUAUCUGCUUGGCCCACAUCCGCUUCCGGAGUGCCUGGGCCUACCACGGCCACACGCUCGACGAGAUUCCCUUCAAGGCGAUUGGCGGUGUUUACGGAUCCUGGCUCGGAUUGAUCUUGGUCGCACUCGUUUUGAUUGCCCAGCUCUUCGUCGCUAUCUGCCCUCCAACCGGCGGCUUUAACGAUGCCGAGGGUUUCUUCAAGUCCUACCUUGCGCUUCCCGUCGUCAUGCUCUUCUGGGUCAUCGGCUACCUGUGGAAGCGCACCGGCUGGCUCCGAAUCGACCAGAUUGACGUCGACAACGACCGACGAGUGAUCGAUUGGAAUGAGAUUAACGAGCAUCGCGCGAAAAUUGCCGCCUUGCCGGCCUGGAAGCGUAUCAUCGACCUUAUAUUCUGA